AUGGCUUCCUUGGCGAUCACCAGGAAUCUACUGAGACCGGCGUUUGGGUCAAAACUCACGCGACAACAACAACCUGCAUCCCGAUCGGUUUCUACCUUGGUUUUAUUGAGGCAUGGACAGAGUGCAUGGAAUGGAGAGGCUGCGAGGUUCACUGGAUGGUGUGAUGUUCCUUUGACGGUACGAGGAAGGGUGGAAGCCGUGGCAUCUGGACAUUUGAUGAGAUCACGAGGUUUUAAGGCUUCCAAGGUAUGUGUGGCAUUUACCUCCGAACUGCAACGAGCCCAUGAAACCUGUGAAUUGGUGUUAGCAAGUAUGGCAGGCCAUGAACAGCACACGUGGUCUGGCGAGCGCAUACGACGAGAUUGGAGGCUCAAUGAACGGCAUUAUGGAGCCGUGCAAGGAAAAUUCAAGAAUGAUCCAGAGUUAAAGGCUACCUUUGGAGAAGAAACCUUGAGAUAUUGGAGACGAUCCAUGCAUGGCAAAGCUCCUGAUAUGGACCCGUCACACGAACAUUAUCUCCCUCCACCGGCACCUUUAUCCGAGAGUUUGGCAGAUUGCCAACGUCGUGCCUUGGAUUGCUGGGACGACGCCAUUGCUCCCGCACUUUUCGAUGAAGAGGGACUGCCCAUUCCACCAGAUGACAGAACCAUCAUUGUGGUGGCGCACGCCAACACCAUUCGAUCAUUAAUGGCGCAUUUUGAUGACGUCCCAGAAGAUAUGAUCUCAAAGCUAUAUGUCCCCAACUCGGUGCCCAUUCUUUAUCGGUUUGAUCGAAGCAUCUCCAAACGAACACCCAUUUCCAUCAAGUUACAAUCUGCUCACGGAGGUUCUCAUGCUCGGUGGAUGAUUUCGGCCCAAAACCAUGGAGCCGUCAGAGAUGCCAUUCGCAAGGGUGGAACCCUCACGAGAGCUCUGUUUGACGCCUUGAGCACGGCUGAUUUCUCCGCCCCUCCCAGCCUCACAGUUACGGGGGCGGAAUUAGAAGUGGGUGUCAGAACGCUCAUGGGAGAUUCCGAAGUGGGUGACUGCGUCGUUGUCGGUGUGGCCAAGCAAAUUGCUCGCGAGCUGGGACCCAAUGAUGUCAUUCAUCUGUCCGAAUUCGAGCGACGCACUCAAGAAGCAUACGAAGGCUUGACAUUCAAGCAUCUCAAUGACGAAGAUGUUGUGCCGGAAGAGUUUGGAUCCUACUAG
Messenger RNA from Seminavis robusta, 1191 nucleotides. NCBI's taxonomy places the organism in Eukaryota, Bacillariophyta, Bacillariophyceae, Naviculales, Naviculaceae. The record is from the annotation of a GenBank genome assembly.